AUGCUGUUGCAGCGUCGUCUGGGUGAACGCCUUCAGACGGAGUACCGCAGCGAUACUGUGGCAGCCCACGGCAUGUUUGCCUUUUACGCACUGACGUUAAGCCACGUGAAAAAGUGGGAGGUGAUACGUGCUGCAGGAGCCAUGGGCGUACCACUUUCGGAGAGAACGCUCUCGCUGGCGGUGGAGGUGUACGCGCGGGAAAAGGGCCUGCGCUGCGGUCCUAAAACUGUGACGACCUUCGCCUCGUUUUUGGCGCGUGAUGGCACGGUAUGCCACCUGCUCUUUGUGUUGCUUCGGGCAAAAAAAAACGAGCUCCUGCCAGAGUUUCAGGGCCUGCCACGGACCGUCUUUAGCGAGGCGGAGCAGGCAGACAUUUUGCAUUGUGUGGCGAGGCGUGCCCGUCAGGACGACGGAUUCCGCGCAGCCAUUCCCCUUCUCCGUGCACUUGUGCAGGAGGACGACCCGCGAUGUUUCUUCCAGGCCCUUACCCGCGCUGUUCGCGCCACCGAUACCAAGGGCAGCGGUGGAGGUGAUAGCGUUGCGGGUAAAGGGGUGGCCCCGACGCACACGUCAAGCGACGAGCUAAGCCUGCAAGUUUUAGUGGCCUCUGUCCAGGGCCUACUGCGUGAGGUGGACACGCUGGAGAGGGCGAGCAGGAGGGGAACACCUAGUGGGGGGGCCGCCAUGACAAUUCGGGCCUCGGUGAAGGAGGACGCACGGGGGGCGGAGCUGCAGAGUCUGGACGAGAGCGAUAUCCCCGCGGGUGUGCGGGAACUUGCACGCAUGCACCUUCUCGAGGAGGCGGCACAGUCUAACAGAGCUGCGCGGCUUCGUACGGCGUGGGUAAAUCCGGACGGCACUUUCUGA
Molecule: messenger RNA, 867 nt
Organism: Trypanosoma conorhini
Lineage: Eukaryota; Euglenozoa; Kinetoplastea; Trypanosomatida; Trypanosomatidae
Exons: 1
Coding region: 1-867 (288 amino acids)
Source: RefSeq, a predicted model, not a curated record